This is a messenger RNA of Thamnophis sirtalis, 1814 nucleotides long. The record is from RefSeq and is a predicted model, not a curated record. NCBI's taxonomy places the organism in Eukaryota, Metazoa, Chordata, Lepidosauria, Squamata, Natricidae.
AAACUUUGGGAGCGUUGAAUUGAAUAGAGUGGGUGACAUCUGGAAAACGAAGACACUUUUCCAUUUUAAAAUGGCUGUAGAUGACUAUGAGGAACUUCUCAAAUACUAUGAAAUUCAUGAAACUAUUGGGACAGGUGGCUUUGCAAAAGUUAAAUUGGCUCGUCACUUACUUACUGGUGAACAAGUUGCAAUAAAAAUAAUGGACAAGCUGACUUUGGGGGAUGACUUACCUCGUAUAAAAACUGAAAUUGAAGCAAUGAAGAGCUUAAGCCACCAGAAUAUCUGCCGUCUGUACCAUGUAAUUGAGACACCAAAGAAGAUCUUUAUGGUUUUAGAGUACUGCCCUGGAGGAGAGCUCUUUGAUUACAUAAUUGCAAAGGACCGUUUAGCUGAAGAUGAAGCCCGCAUCUUCUUUCGUCAGAUUGUAGCUGCAAUUGCCUACGUACACAGCCAGGGAUUUGCUCACAGGGACCUCAAACCAGAAAACUUGUUGAUUGAUGCUGAGCAUAAUUUGAAGUUGAUAGACUUUGGUCUUUGUGCAAAACCAAGGGGGGGUCUGGAUUACCAGCUGAACACAUGCUGUGGAAGCCCUGCCUAUGCAGCACCAGAGUUAAUUCAGGGCAAAGCUUAUAUUGGAUCAGAGGCAGAUAUCUGGAGCAUGGGUGUCCUUCUGUAUGCUCUCCUUUGUGGAUUUCUACCAUUCGACGAUGAUAAUAUGAUGGCACUGUAUAGGAAAAUUGUGAGGGGAAAAUAUGAUGUCCCCAAAUGGCUUUCACCUGGCAGUACCCUGCUUCUGCAACAGAUGUUGCAGGUGGACCCAAAGAAACGGAUUAUGGUGAAGCAUCUUUUAAAACAUCCUUGGCUCAUGCAGGGCUAUUCCUUUGCUGUCCUGUGGCAAAGUAAAUAUCCGCUUGGGUGCCUUGAUGAAGAUUGCAUAACAGAACUUUCUGUCUUUCAUAAAUGUAGCAGACAAAAAAUGGCAGAUAUAAUUUCAGAGUGGAAAUAUGAUAAUGUAUCUGCAACAUACCUUUUGCUUCAAUACAAGAAGACUCAUGGUAAACCUGUUCGCCUGAGGAUUCCUUCUCUGGUAGGAGAAUGUAUGAGCAACACACCAUCCAGAGAAGGAAAAAUAAAAAAAGCCCUGAGUUAUGAAGAUGGUCCAGAUAAUAAAGAACUUCCCUACGUAUUUGGCUCCAUGGAAUUUCUAACAUCUUUUGAUGAAGGUCAGCUUAUGCUAGGAAAUACACCCAGACCUAAGCAGAGAAAAAUCCAGCCGCCCAACCAGUGCCAGUAAAUACUCCUAUUAAAGCAGAUGAGCUGACAGCCAGCGUCAUUAGCCCUGAGAGAAGGUGCCAUUCAGUGGAGCUGGACUUAAAUCAGAUGCACCUGGAAAGUGGCCAAAAAAGAAAAGGAGCCAAAAUGUUUGGGAGCCUUGAAAGGGGCUUGGAUAAAAUGAUCACAAUGCUUACCCCUAGUAAAAGGAAAGGUUCAGCUAAAGAAGGCCCAAGGAAGUUAAAGGCUCACUACAAUGUGACAUUGACUAACUUAAUAAAUCCAGAUGAGUUGCUACAGGAAAUAAUUGCUGUCCUUCCAAAAAAACAAGUUGAAUAUGUACAGAAAGGUUAUAAACUGAAGUGUCAGACCCAGUCAGACUAUGGCAAAGUGACAAUGCAGUUUGAAUUGGAGAUUUGCCAGCUAAGCAAACCUGAAGUCAUGGGCAUUAGAAGGCAACGGCUGAAGGGUGAUGCCUGGGUCUACAAAAGACUAGUGGAAGACAUCCUGUCGAGCUGCAAGUUAUAGAUCUCCUAGUCUAU